UUGGUGGGGACUGCCCAGGAGAACGUGGACAUAGACGCUAAUGGCCGUGUGCUUAAAGAGGAACAGAGGCCUAGCAUGUUCCUUCCAGCAGAACUGGACCAUGUUCUCUGUGGGAACCGGGGCUCGGAGGCCUUACGGGGCAGAGGGGGGGCAGACCCGGAGAUCCCUUCCUGGGCUAGCAUCAGUGAAGCCUAUCUGACCCCGGCAGCUACAGGUAGCCCGGGCAGCCCAAGGGGGCCGUGUGGCCAUGGAAGGAGGUCCAGAUCCAGAUGCACCGCCAUGUUCCGGCCGGCCUUUGUCUCCCCCAUUAAGCGACUUGUCUGGUCCAAAUCUGGACGCAGGCCGGCUGACCGAGGGAGCGUUUACCGGCGCCCGCUGCACACCGUGCCCCUCUACCCCCCCGACUACCUCAUCCACCCAGAGAGGCUCAUCUUUGACUACGUGGAGAAGGAAGUGAAGUUCCUGGGUCAGCUGACCUGGGUGUCCGUCUCCCUGAAUCCCUCCAGUCGGGACGAGCUUUUGCAGCUCCUGGACACAGCCCGGGUCGGUAUACUAUCCGUGAAUGACGAUGAGAUGGGUCAGCAGCUGAAGGUGCUGCCGCUGAAGACCAGCGCUGACCAGGACUGCAUCCUGAGCCUGUCGGCCCGCUGCCUGCUGCUGACCUGGAGGCACAACGAGAAGCUGCUGAUGAGGAUCCCCACGCACGAGAUCGCCGCCGCCUCCUACCUGAGAGACGACGCUCUGCACCUGCUGGUCCUCAAGACGGGUGAGGGCGCACCACCCCUCGUGUCCAGUUCACCCAAUUCAUGCGCGAGAGCUCAUCUGGACGUUCAGUUCAAGAUUUAUCUCCACACAGGACACAUGCCACCAAAACUCUAA
Menidia menidia (Atlantic silverside) is the source of this 879-nucleotide messenger RNA. The record is from the annotation of a GenBank genome assembly. Lineage: Eukaryota; Metazoa; Chordata; Actinopteri; Atheriniformes; Atherinopsidae.